Messenger RNA from Suillus bovinus, 1031 nucleotides. RefSeq lists its product as uncharacterized. The coding region runs from base 343 to 933 and encodes 196 amino acids. NCBI's taxonomy places the organism in Eukaryota, Fungi, Basidiomycota, Agaricomycetes, Boletales, Suillaceae. The record is from RefSeq and is a predicted model, not a curated record. The transcript is spliced from 2 exons.
CGCCCCAUCUUCCAUACGGCAAAUACCGUGAAACUACCUUGUUACAGUUUCUCCUUAUCAGAUCUGAGCACUGAGUUCAAGAGUCAGCUUGUACGUUACUUUUCAUCAUAUCGACAUAUUUGACAGCGGUACGCCCACCUAUCAUCGCCCUACACGCAAACGCGUUCGUCGUAUCGGGUGCGAAAACGCUAUCUGGCCGUUAAAAUCAUUGUGUCGGGUCCAAAGUACCAUACAAAUCACAGGCGUAACUUGCACCUUGCCAGCAUUCUUUUUGCAUAUUCCUGCAAGCGAGUCCGUCCAAAUUAGCUCCAAAUCCCUUCACCCCCUUCCGCAGCGGCCAGAAUGACUUCCCAAUUCUCCUUCUCUUCCGCACCUCAUCUCGUAUGGCAUGCAUACAUCGAACAUCUAUGGAACCCGCAGCCUGGGUCUUGGGUCAGCCAGGUCGCAUAUUCAUUUCGCAUAUUAGCGUUCCUGCUUAUUCUGCCAGUCGUCGUUCUGACACUGCUGGAUAUCACCUCCUAUGUGAUCGCGCGCACUCUUGGUAUUGUUGAUGAUGUCAAAGCGUCGACAAGCGACCAGCCUGUUGUGACUGCUGAGGGCACGCCCUCCAUCCUCGUUGAAGAUACGUCAUCAUGCCCCGCGGAGCAAGACAGCUGCAUAUCUUCGGUUCAUCGGCAAUAUAAAACCGACAUGAAGAGUGCGGGAGUACAGGAAGAAAUGAAGCUCCAGGCUUAUUUCACGGGAGAGGAGGAUCUACAGUUGUCUAGUAUUGGCGUUUUGUCCCCUUCCCCGUCUCAGCCAUCGUCACCAGUUCUACCCCACGAGAACCUGUCUGGAGAAGAUGGAUCGAUGAGAAUGGAAGAAAUACGUGAUGUACAGGAUGAGCCCAUGAUCCUGCGACGACGGGGCGCCCAAACAAAAAAUGAUGAUUAAAUCAGCCUUUUUGAAAUCGCCGCUAGAACUACAUAUUUUUCUGCACCCUGUACGAUAACAUGAUACCGAUCAACGUCCCUUUUUACUCUACAGCUACA